UUUUGGCAUGUCAGGUGUGAUGGUGGCAAGUUGAUAAUUAGUGAUAAAUUGUUGCUAAAUCAUAACCGCGAAAGUGGUGCGCGUGGUGAAGAAACAGUGGGACGCUGCAAUGGCGGAGCAUCCCGGUGGUAUAAGUGCAAAGAGGCGCUCACGUCGUGAUAACAGCGAUAAUGCGGAUCUCCACCAUGGUACAUUAUCAUCCUCAAAGGAACGGAGGACCAAAAGGUCAAGUAAGCCAAUGAAGGAGAGAUGGUUGUUAACUCGAAAAACAUGGCGUUAUAUGGCAGAUGCGGGAAGACGAUUGAUACCCGAUGGUACGCACAAUCGGCUGGAGGAUAUCCCUAAAAUUGAACAGUACUUUCAGGAAGUCUGCCAAAAAGAGCCCAAGUUUCUUCUCUGGAGGAAGGCGUCGUAUCCCGGUAGUUUAGGCUUCCGGACGCAUAGACAUCGUAGACUGCAUAAAGGUGGAAGCUGCCGGACUAAAGCAAGCUCGGCGGACGAGGCUGAUGACCUCAGAAGCUCCGGUCAGCUGUUCACUUUCCAAUCGAUGUUAGGUGGGCGUUUUGAUGUCGUUAAAACUAAGAGAGAUUGGUUAUUAUCAAGCGGUAGUACUCCUACCACUCCUGUUGCUCGACGACGAGCUCCCCAAGAAGACGCUGAGGCAAAGAUACUUGCAGACAUGUUGCAAAAAUAUUUGAAUUUGCAAGGAGAGUUUUCCGGAGCUGCUGAAUGCUCAGAGUCUAAGAAUAGCAAGCCUGAAGUACCACCCAUCAGUGCUGGACUGCCUUUCGAUUAUCAAAGCCUCAUCAACAGACUUCAGCAGCACCUGAACAUGAUAAUGUCUGAAGGCAAAUGUGAUCAAUCUCCCGAGAAAUCUCAAGGACCCUCCAACUCUAGUGACACUCAACCACCCUCAGUGCUAUCUUAUCGUGGGGAUUAUGUCCACAAAUCACUGAUUGACACUUUAAAUCGUCAUUAUGCCAAAUCUCAUAAUCGAGAGCAUAUCAUUUCUGGGAUUCUAACUGACAGAAAGCUCUUGGAGAAAUUGUAUUUUGAUUUGCGAUGCACAAGAGGAUUCAGAGGUUCUAGGGCAACGGGACCAUAUACUUCACCACCUCGAUGGUGGGGGAAUCCCCGCAGUAGUGUUGAUCAGAAAGACUCCGAUGAUUAUUGGACACAUAGAAAGAGGGAUUUUACAUCACCUCCAUUAAUUGCGGUGCAAGGCCCUAGUACUGAUCGAGGCUCGGUUGACGCAUGCAUUCAGACAGAUACUGUAACGAAAGAGAUGCUGGAAGGAUUGAAGGAAAUUUAUGCUGAGAGAGAGAGAGAGGUGAGUUUGUCUCCAAGGGAUAGUGGAAAGAGCUCAAGGAGACGAAGCAGUGUGGAAAAUGAUGAUGUAUCUCCGUCUGUCAGUGAUACGAUUAAGAGAUAUUUGAGAAUGGCAAGGAAGAAGUCAUCAGAUGUUGAUAAGAUAGAUCGAUUUAAGGGAGUAAAUUACGAUAGGAAUUUAAGCAAUAGCAAGGCGAAGGGGGAAAUCACGAAGCCUGGAGAUGAUGAAGACCACAGCAAAGGAUCUCAAACCGAGAUUACUUGGAUAGAUAGGUACAAGGAUCAUGCAUCAUUGUCUCCUGAAAUUGGUAAAAAUUUCUCAGAUGCGGACACAACUACUUCACCUAUUAGCAGAAAUGCCAGUUCACGGAGUAGCAUGGAUGCAGGCCUUGGUUCAGAGGGGCCUAGCACGCCUAAACAUCACCAAUCUUUCUUAUCCCAUCUCCUUCAUGGUUCUAAUACACAUAAGGAUAAACCUCACUCUGCACCAGGUUCACCUGCUCUUACUUCUCCCACUUCCACAGGUGGAGCAGCGAUGCAGAAGAGUAAGUCAUCUAGCAGCGUUGUCCAUCAUGGUAGUCGACUGGUAGCGAAGAAGAUUUGGAGGUCGAGAAGUAAAAGUAUUUCGAGGUCUGUCAAUCAACCUUCUACGUGGACGCCGCAG
Diachasma alloeum is the source of this 1993-nucleotide messenger RNA. RefSeq lists its product as uncharacterized. The annotation marks the transcript as partial. The transcript has a single exon. Lineage: Eukaryota; Metazoa; Arthropoda; Insecta; Hymenoptera; Braconidae. The record is from RefSeq and is a predicted model, not a curated record.